AUGGCCGGAGGUUCUUAUCCCAAGGGCCCACCCCACAGGCCAUCUUCUUCCUCCUCCGCCUCUAACCGCAAAUCUCGCUGGGAAUCUUCCCCCAACGCCGCUGCCGCCGCCACCGCCAUCACCACCAAAAACAAUCCACCCGACCCCAAACCCGUGAAGCCCAACUCCGGCCCAUCCCCGAAACCAGGCGCAACCUCAACGCCGUCCCAUCCCAAGCACCCGCCAUCAGCCCCCUCUCCCGGACCCGCUCCGUUUCCCUUCCCCGACCCGGCCGCUUUCGGCCCACCCCCUCCCCCAGUCUACGGCUUCCACAUGCUCGAGCGCCGAACUUUCGUUCUCGCCGACGGCAGCGUUCGGUCCUACUUCGCUCUCCCGCCCGAUUAUCAAGAAUUCCCUCCGCCUAUGGACCCGUCCGGCCGGUUCUUGCCGUUUGGGCCGGGUGGACCGCCGGGGCCUGGUCCGGAUUACUGGAACUCGCUCGGGCUCGAUGGGCGUGGCCCCGCAGAGGGGCCCGUAAAGAGAAAGUACGCCGAAGAAGAGGACCAGAGGGAUAAAGCAGGGGAAUUUGGGAUGCGCCGGCCGCAGUUUAUGCAGCAUGCCAAUCCAAAUGGGUUUCCGGUGGGUCCUGGUACCCGGGGAGAGUUUUUGGCGGGAACGAGUAGCCCGUUUCGGCGGGAGGCGGCGGACCAAGGCCGUGGUGGCGAGGAGGCGAGAGCUAACAAGUACAUGAGGAUUGGUGGUGGGGGUUAUGAGAGUGCGGCAUUUAGGCAAGGUGGUGGUGGUGAGAAUGUGGUUCAUAAGCAUGUUCAAGUUGAUCAGAGUGCGUUGAAGAAGGCGUUUCUUAAUUACGUGAAGCUGAUUCAUGAGAAUACGCAACAGAGGAAGAUUUACUUGGAGGAUGGGAAGAAUGGGCGUCUGCAUUGUCUUGCUUGUGCCAGGUCUUCUAAAGAUUUUCCGGAUAUGCAUAGUCUCAUCAUGCACAGUUACAACUCUGAUAGUGCUGACUUGCGUGUGGAUCACUUGGGCUUACACAAGGCUUUGUGUGUUCUGAUGGGGUGGGACUACUUGAAGCCUCCUGAUAACUCAAAGGCAUAUCAAUUUCUUUCUGCUGAAGAAGCAGCAGCAAAUGUGGAUGAUCUGAUUAUGUGGCCACCUGUGGUGAUAAUUCAUAAUACAGUUACGGGAAAGAGUAAAGAUGGCCGCAUGGAGGGUUUGGGCAAUAAAGCAAUGGAUAGUAUUAUUAGAGAUCUUGGAUUUGGGAGUGGCAAGUCAAAAUCCUUGUAUGGUAGAGAUGGUCAUUUGGGUAUGACUCUGGUUAAGUUUUCGGGUGACGAAGCAGGCCUUAAGGAGGCCAUGCGCAUGGCAGAAUUCUUUGUUAAGGACAAUCAUGGACGUAGGGCUUGGGCUCGUUUACAGCCCCCAACACUGGGCAGUAAGGAUGACGAGAACAAUCCAUACCUUGUGAAGUUGGACGAAAAGACGCGGGAGAAAAAGAGGAUCCUGUAUGGCUAUCUCGGAACUGCUUAUGACCUUGACAAGGUUGAUUUUGACACAAGAAAGAAAGUAGCGAUUGAAAGCCUAAGGGAAUACAAAUCAACCAAGUAG
This is a messenger RNA of Prunus armeniaca (apricot), 1605 nucleotides long. The record is from the annotation of a GenBank genome assembly. Lineage: Eukaryota; Viridiplantae; Streptophyta; Magnoliopsida; Rosales; Rosaceae.